Messenger RNA from Drechmeria coniospora, 4404 nucleotides. RefSeq names its product glycosyltransferase family 24 protein. Gene Ontology annotation, cellular component: endoplasmic reticulum. Lineage: Eukaryota; Fungi; Ascomycota; Sordariomycetes; Hypocreales; Ophiocordycipitaceae. The transcript is spliced from 4 exons. Bases 1 to 4404 code for a protein of 1467 amino acids. The record is from RefSeq and is a predicted model, not a curated record. Gene Ontology annotation, molecular function: UDP-glucose:glycoprotein glucosyltransferase activity.
AUGGCCCUCGCCGCAUCGUUGCAGGUCUCAGCCUCUCCAUCUGUCAACGUUGGCAUGAGAGCCGCCUUCAUGGAUGCGCCGUACCUUCUUGAACUUCUUGAAACUGCAGCUGGAGAAAAUUCGACUGCUUAUUUCCCCCUGCUCGACCGAAUCGCGAACAACCACUUUGGUUCAUUGACAACCGAUGCUGACUUGUACAACGCAUUCGUCGACGUGCUUCAGUUAGACGGCCAUAUAACCAAUCCCGAGGCUCUAUCCACGUUUAAAUUUGCUUUGGCCUUGCGGUCAGCUGCGCCUAGAAUUGAAGCCCAUUAUCAAUACUACUCUACAGCGGUUGAACCAGUCGUUCAGGACCUGAGUUGUCAAGAUUGGAUCUUGUUCGAAGGGAAGCAAUAUUGUACCCCAACCAUGGAUACUGUUGCUCAAGAGGGCCUAUUCAACUCCCAGGUCAAAGCUCUACCAUUUGAUCGCGCGCUAGGAAAUGGCAAGGAAGCAGUCUUGUUCACGGAUCCUACCUCUCCAACCUUUGCGGAAUUCCAUAACAUUCUUUCCAAGGCGGCUCGUGCAUCGGCAUUAACAUACCGCGUGCGCUACCGCCGCAGUAUGGCCAAUAACUCCCAACCUCUGCCUGUCAGCGGAUAUGGGGUCGAGCUGACAUUGAAAAGGACAGAUUAUAUCGUGAUCGAUGACCGGGAAACCGGGAGUGAUUCAGCGCAAGGGAAUUUGGGGUCUGAGAAAGUGUUUAGUGAUUUCGAGGAAGCUGCUGAACUUCGACCGCUGUCUACAACGGAACUGUCGACACUCGGCAUGAAGACGGCUUCGUUCAUCCGGGGGAGCAAUGACCCAUUUGACACCCUGCUUAAGCUUACCCAAGACUUUCCAAGGUUCGCCGCAUCUAUCGCCGCACAGAAUGUCUCCAAAGAGUUCGCCAAUGAGUAUGAGGAAAACCUGGGUCUGAUGAUGCAGGGCACCAAUGUCUUGUGGUUGAAUGGCGUUCAACUUAUCGAUCGACAAAUUGAACCAUUUUCUUUAAUAGAGUUGCUCCGUCGCGAGAGGAACCUCAUUAGUGGCAUUAAGGAGCUCGGCCUCGAUGGGAGUCAAGCUGUGACCCUUCUUGGGCAAGCCGUUUCCUCGGUCCAGGGAGGAGUUGAAGUACAGAGAUAUGAUUGGACUGACCGACCCGAGGAUGGAAGAGUCAUAUUAUGGCUCAACGAUCUCGAAAAUGAUGUCCGUUACAAGCAAUAUCCAAAAACUCUAAUCUCGCUUCUACAACGCACAUACCCGGGUCAGAUGCCGCCGAUUGGCCGAGAUGUUUUCAAUAUUGUUGUCCCCUCAGACUUCACAAAUGCCGAGGACUUGGCGUUCGUGUCCCAGAUCGUUCCCAUAGUGGAGCGAGGAAUACCAAUUCGAUUCGGUCUUGUGCCUCUAACACCAGCCCCUGGAGCUACCUCCCGCGCCAAAGUACUAUAUUAUUUGAACGAACUCUACGGUCCACAUGCUGUCAUAAAUUGCAUUGAACAGUGGCGUGGAAAAGACAGCACUGACGCAGACGCGACGGUCCUGCACAAUGUGGUGGCGGCUCAGGAGUCGCUUUCCAAGACCAAACCAUUAUCACUUGCGGAGCUUCUUAAGGCUGAAUCUUAUGCCGAACGGACAAAACUGGCCGCUCGUUGGGUAGAAAGAUUAGAUGCGGACACGCCAACCCGCCCUCUCUUUAUCAAUGGUAUAGUGACUCCUCGAGACGAAAACUGGAUGCAGUCGAUGAGUGUGAAGAUUGGCGAAGACCUCCAGGCUAUACAGAAAAGAAUCUUCGAAGGGGUUCUGGACGAAGAUACAUGGGUUGCAGGAGUGUUCCUUGAUGGAGCGACAGCCACGCGCAACAAGUACAUCGUACUGGAGAAUGACAAGGCACUGCGGAUGCUAGAUGUCGGCAAGAUAUACAAUGACCAUGCCGGCUUGUUCAGCCAGUUUGCAGCACUGCCACCGUCCUCGGAGUUGACCAUGGAGAAUUGGGCUGUGGUGACCGUUUUUUCCGACUUGGAGACCAGUGAUGGGCUAGAGCUGGCUUUGAUGGCUCUGGAGUUCAAGAGAAAUAAUCCUGGCAUACAUCUGGAACUUGCCCAUAACCCCCAAGAUCCUUCAACAGCCUCGCAGAUAAACGCCGCCCUGAGGUCGGCAACAGAGUUGCUGAUAAGCGCCGAGGAAGAAGCACUACGGGAAAUCGUUGCAGCAGGAAAAGGCCACGUUAGUCAGGAAGACCACUCUGCAGCGCUGUCGGCAUUCCUUGCCGUGUCUAAAAUUGGAUCGGGGACGAAAACGAUAUUGGUUAACGGCCGCAUUGUCGGACCAAUUGCAUCGGGUGCAUUAUUCACGGCAGAGAACUUCCAACAGUUGCUGGAAUUCGAACAACGUCAUCGAAUCAUGCCAGUCUACACGGCAAUUUCUAACAUGGGUUUAACCGACAAACUAUCUGAUGCUAUCUCAGCUGCCAAACUCACGUCUAUGACGGCUCUUUCUACAAUUUCUGACCUCCCCGACGGCAUUUUUGAUUCAGCAUCUGCUACCCGCUCUACCAUGUACAGUUCUUGGAGCUCCUUGCACUCUGGGAUCGAGUUGGGAAACUCAGAAACUGCAAACAUUCACCUUGUGUGCCUGCUGGAUCCUGUCAGCGAAAAGGGGCAAAGGUGGGGUCCUAUCAUUCGUGUCUUAUCGGAGCUAGAAGGUGUUUACGUCAAGAUCUUGUUGAACCCCCAAGGGCAUAUCACUGAGCUCCCUGUCAAGAGGUUCUUCAGAUAUGUCAUGGAGUCAAAGCCAUUUUUUGACGAGAGGGGCAAAGUUGCCGAACACAGAGCAACGUUUAAGGGGCUUCCGUUAGAGGCCUUGCUGACCACAGCCAUGGACGUCCCCCCGGCCUGGCUCGUGGCACCGAAAGUCUCCGUGCAUGACUUGGACAACAUAAAGCUGAGCUCCAUCGAGAACGACGUUGAGGCCACUUAUGAGCUCCAAAAUAUUCUCAUCGAAGGUCAUUCACGAGAAGGACAGGGGACUCCUCCUAGAGGUGCUCAGCUGGUGUUAGCUACAGAGAAAGACCCACUUCUAACUGACACAAUCGUCAUGUCGAACCUUGGCUUCUUCCAGUUCAAAGCUAACCCUGGGUUCUACAACAUCCAGCUUAAGGAAGGUAGAACGGUAGAUAUAUACACUAUUGAGAGCAUUGGUGCUCAGGGGUGGGGAGCAGUGCCUGGCGAUGAAGGAACCGAGCUGGCACUUAUGGACUUUCAAGGGAAAACUCUGUACCCACGACUUAAAAGGCGGCCGGGCAUGGAGCAUGAAGAUGUCCUCGAAAAAAACGAUAAUUCACCAGACAGCUUUGUUUCCAAAGGCCUCAAGUUUGCGGAGGGAUUGUUCGGAAACAGCAAGAGAAGCGCACUAUCUGGCCAGGAACACAGCGAGAUCAACAUUUUCUCUGUCGCAAGCGGACAUCUAUAUGAGCGGAUGCUCAAUAUAAUGAUGGUGUCCGUAAUGCGAAACACCAACCGCAGCGUGAAGUUCUGGUUCAUUGAACAGUUUCUGUCGCCGUCGUUCAAAGAACUGAUACCACAUCUGGCGAAAGAAUAUGGCUUCAAGUAUGAGAUGGUGACGUACAAGUGGCCCCAUUGGCUACGGCAGCAAAAGGAGAAGCAGCGAGAGAUUUGGGGAUACAAAAUCUUAUUUCUUGAUGUGCUCUUUCCCCUGUCUCUUGACAAGGUCAUCUUUGUCGACGCGGAUCAGAUUGUGCGGACGGACAUGAUGGACCUUGUUACUCUGGAUCUUGAGGGCGCACCGUAUGGUUUUACGCCUAUGUGCGACUCGCGGACGGAGAUGGAAGGCUUCCGUUUCUGGAAGCAAGGUUACUGGGCACGAUACCUACGCGGAAGACCCUACCAUAUCUCAGCCCUCUACGUCGUGGACUUGCAUCGCUUUCGCGAGCUGGCCGCGGGCGACAGAUUACGCCAGCAGUACCACGCGCUUUCUGCUGACCCGGGCAGUCUGUCAAAUCUGGAUCAGGACCUUCCGAACCACAUGCAGUUCCAGAUUCCCAUCCACAGCUUACCACAAGAGUGGUUAUGGUGCGAAACUUGGUGUAGCGAUGAGAGCCUUGAAAAUGCUCGCACCAUUGACCUCUGCAACAACCCGCAGACUAAGGAGCCCAAGCUUGACCGCGCGAAGCGUCAGGUACCGGAGUGGACCGUCUACGAUGAUGAGAUUGCAGCUCUAGAUAUGCGGAGACGAGAGCAGAAGAACAAAGGGAAGACUGAUCAUCUGACUGCAAGUAGCGCCACCCAACUUGAGGCUGACAUCAAGAGCCAAACUUCGGAAGAGGGGGAUGCCCGCGACGACGCACACAAUAUGGAUGAACUUUGA